Terrapene triunguis (Three-toed box turtle) is the source of this 3525-nucleotide messenger RNA. It is a transcript of the gene TSTD2, whose product is annotated as thiosulfate sulfurtransferase like domain containing 2. The record is from RefSeq and is a predicted model, not a curated record. Bases 290 to 1795 code for a protein of 501 amino acids. Lineage: Eukaryota; Metazoa; Chordata; Testudines; Emydidae. The transcript has 10 exons.
GCAGAACCAUCUACCUUCCAGAGAAGCCAGAGAGAAGAGAGAGAGAAGAGGGAACCACAAAAUCCAUAGCCUGCUAUGCAGUAUUUAGCAUACGGAUCAGUCACACUUUCCAAUGAACUGGUCAGGGUUUUUGAAACCAUGAUUAUUUCGGAAUACCCCUAUCCAGCAAAACUUGUGAGAUAGGAAGAGAUCAUGGGGACUUACUGUUCUGAGCUUAGUUGAAAAUUUCUGUCUCUGAAAGCCUGGCAUAAAGAUCUCCAGACAGCUAUCUGAUCACAGAACAGGAUUUAUGCCUAACUGCAGUGACACAGCAAUGAUAUCUUCUUCUGUGCUGCUGGAUGGAGGAGAUGAAGUGGAGUGCAGUAUUUUAAGAUUUCCAGAUCUGGACUUGAAAGAUCCUCUUCCUUUGACAGCCAAAAGCAAUCUCAAAGCGGAAUCAGAUACCAGUGUCAGAAAGAAGUAUGCAUUUGCAAAGAAGAAGGCAUUUGCCCUCUUUGUCAAAGCAAAGGAAGUGCAGGUCACAGCUAGCUGCCCUCCAGCUAUGUGCAGAGCGGGACUGGGGUGGAAAUGCUGCAGACAAACCUUUAACGACCUCACCGGCAUUCACAUACACGUCGCCACGCAGCAUUCCAGUGACAUCCGGCAGCAGACAGGUGUGAUUCUAAAGCAGUUGGCUGCUGAAGCCAGCACCUCAAGUAACCCAGCUUCUGCAGACGAGGCAGAUAGGCUAAGCGGUCCCACCUGUAACAGCCAGGAGCUCUCUGAUAGGCUCCCAGACACAAGCCACAUUAGUUUUGAUGAACUGACAAGUGGAGUGGGAGAAGUGCUGUUAUAUUACUGUUACCGGGAGGUGAAAGACCCAGUGAGGCUCUGUGCUUGGCAGAGGUCUCUGUGCCAGCACCUUCAUCUCACUGGCAAGGUGCGCAUUGCUUCAGAAGGCAUUAAUGGGACAGUUGGUGGAAGCAAAGUAGCUACCAGUCUUUAUAUAGAGGCAAUGCUUUCCCACCCUCUGUUCAAAACGAUUUUGUGCAGAGAGGAUUUCAAGAGCAGUGCUGGAGGAGCUCACUGUUUCCCAGACCUUCGAGUUGGCGUAUUUGAAGAGAUUGUACCCAUGGGCAUCAAUCCAAGCAAAGUCUCCUACAAAGAAACCGGAAUCCAUUUAUCCCCUGAGGAAUUUCAUAAAGAAGUAGAAAAAUAUUUAUCUCAGGCUCCUCAAGCACAAAGCGACACCAUUUUACUGGACUGCAGGAACUUUUAUGAAAGUAAAAUAGGUCAUUUCCAGGGCUGCCUGGCUCCAGACAUCAGGAAGUUCAGCUACUUCCCCAGCUAUGUAGACGACAAUCUCGAGCUUUUUAAAAACAAGCGCGUAUUGAUGUACUGUACAGGAGGGAUCCGCUGUGAGCGCGGCUCCGCCUACCUCAGGACCAAGGCUGCAUGCAGGGAGGUUUACCAGCUCAAGGGUGGCAUCCACAAGUACCUGGAAGAGUUUCCGGAUGGGUUCUACCGGGGGAAGCUGUUUGUGUUUGACCAACGUUACACCAUCUCUGCCAACGAAGAUGUCAUUGCAGAAUGCAGGUACUGCGGGACGCUCUGGGAUCAGUACAAACUGUGCUCCAGCCUGCACUGCCGGCAGCUCGUCCUGACCUGCCCAAGCUGUCGAGCGAAGGGAUUCACGGCUUGCUGCCCCGUUUGUCAGGAGAAAGGGCUCAAGCUGGCUUCAAACCCUUCUGGAUGGAUGGUCAAGGAGGAAUGUGAAUGCACGGACAGACGGCAGCGGGUCCCAGGAAAAUGUUAGACAUUCAAUAAUAUACACUCGCGUUCUAGGGCAUGGGGCUUCCGAAUGUGGGUGCCCGCUUCCCAGUUAUUUUCAUUGGAUUUGUACUUUGAGACCCCUGAGGGGGCUUUGAAUCGCUCAGCCCCAGUGUCUCUUUAGCACUUGACAGUGAACCAUGAACUACCCCCAGCCAAGUGUAAAUUAAUGGAGCGUCAAACACCACAGUGGUGCUACAGGAUUCCUCCCACUGCAGCAAAGUUACUGUUCUGCCUCCCACAAUGUGAUGGGCGCCAGAGAGAACUUGAUGAUUACAGCACAUGCCAUGGGAUUCGGCCACUCACAACCAAGCAGGAGCCAGAAGGUGAAGGAACAAGCAAGGUCUGUGCUGGCUUUGUCAGCAUCAUUGUGUGUGUGUGUCCUGGGCCCACCCCACAGACUCUGCAUGGGCUAGGGAGAUGGAGGCAGCAGGUUUUUAAUCACUGGGAACACAAGCAGACUGUGGUUGAGGCUAUUUUCCACAUAUACACCAGCAGCCAGAGUCUUCUCUCCCUUACACCAGUGUAAGUCAGCCUAGCUACACAAGUCCCUGGGUUUACACUAGCGACCAGCAGGUGUGAGACCAGAAGCUGGACCCACGACUUCAUCAGAGCAAAAGCUGGCGACACUCAAUGGCCAUGUACAACCUCAGGCAUGUUCAUCUGGCGGGGCAUGUUGUGUGGGAAGAGAGAGAAGUAUAAACCACUCACUGCCCCUCUCUCGUGGCAGUCAGUGUCCAUGUCCUACCAUGCAGAAGGGAAUUCACGUGACUGAGUUUUUAAAUGUCCAAGAUCUAGCCCUGAGCCCAGGACUUGCAUUGUGCUGUGUGUGCUGCAGAAAACUGGCGGGGUUCUGAAAUGCAUUGAAAUGCAGCCAUUUGCUGAGGAAAGCACAGGGGCAUGAUGUAAAUAGUAAUGAGCACCGUAGGAGUAGGAAUGGUGGUGUGUGGAGUCCCCAUGUGAUUGUGCGCAAUGGACACACAAGAGCCGUGUAGCCCGAGGGGGUUAAAUGCAUCUCCAUGGAUCCAGAGUGGUACUGCUACACUUAUUGGCAUGGACUGUGUAGUUCUGCUGCUGCUGUUUCCCCUUUGAAACGUAUGCCCCCAUCUGUACCGGUAAAGUCAGUCAGUGGCUAGGUCCUGACAAUGGCUUUUAAAAAACCCUUUGCUCAGUGUCACAGGGUCUGCUACUCACUGCUCGGCAGCGCCUCCUUGUGGCUCAUCUGGGGAACUAGUUCGCCACUGUCUGGCUGUCGUUCAGCCUGUUGCCUCUGUCACUUUCACUGCAGCCCUUUGCUCUCUGCAGCGCUGCUCCUUCAUGGCUUAGCCCUCUGGUCAGGUCACCCUCAGUCUCCCUUCCUCAAAGGCUCAGGCCGUCUCCAUCUCCAGUGCACGGCCUGCGCCACUCCUGCACGGGCUGGUAGGGGAACCUAGGCCUGCCCUCUACACCAGCCUCCAAGCCAGGGACCCUCAGCCCAGCAUGUCAGGUCUGUCCCUGUCACCCUUUACUGCUCCUCCUUCCCUGGGCUGUGUCCAAGCCUGCCUUUGUCACGCGCCUACUGUCCCACUUGUACCAGGGAGGGUGCCUGCAGGCUCACCUCCCUGCAACCCCCUCCUCCCCUACCUGUUCCUGCCCGGGUGAGCUGUUAUCUCCACCAGGCUCACUGCCCCGUAGCUCCCCAGCAGGUGCAGCCUAAGGCUCCUUGGCCUCUCUUGC